AUGUCUGCAAGUCUUUUGUCAGAGUGGCGCAAGCUACCAUUGAGUCUGUGUGAGCUUUGCAUCAAUACUACCCUUAGAUGUGGCCAAUCAUUCAGAUGGCAGCACCUCCCUGAAAGUGAAGAAUGGCGAUGUGUUCUUUAUGGUCACCUAGUUUCACUCAAACAAGAUUCGAGCUGUUUAUACUACCGUUCUGUCCAGCCAUCAACCCAAAUAUCCUCGCCUCCUGGCAAGGAACAAGGCGAUAAUGAGCAUCUGGCCCGCAUAAUUCAACAUUACUUCAACCUGACCCCUAGUUUGACCGAUCUUUACUCCCAAUGGUCAUCAAAUGACCCCAAUUUCAAGAAAAAGGCUGCUCAAUUUACGGGAAUUCGAAUUCUUCGUCAAGAUGCCUGGGAAGCAUUAGUGUCAUUUAUAUGCAGCAGCAACAAUAACAUUGCACGCAUAUCGCAAAUGGUCCAGAAACUAUGCAUACAUUAUGGAAAGCCUGUGGCUACGAUUGAAGGACGCACAUAUCAUGACUUCCCUCCCGCCGAAGCAUUGACAGGCAAAGAUGUGGAGAGCAACCUCCGCAACUUAGGGUUUGGAUACCGUGCUCGAUACAUCUACCAAACUGCUGUCAUGGUAUCCAACCGGGAGAAUGGCUGGCUUGACAGUUUAAGUAACCCCGAGUGUCCAGCCUUCGGCGUGGAGCCAAAGCCCAGUGGUGAGAUGAAACCAGAGGGGCGAGAGGGAUACCGGGAGGCCCACAUGAAGCUUCUUGAGCUACAAGGUGUCGGCCCAAAGGUAUCAGAUUGUGUCAGCCUCAUGGGCUUAGGCUGGGGAGAGUCCGUCCCCGUUGAUACUCACGUGUGGCAAAUCGCCCAGCGAGACUACAAAUUUGCGAAAAGCUCGAACAAGACCUUGAACAAGACGACCUAUGAUGCUGUUGCCAAUCAUUUCCGCAAACUUUGGGGCAAAGAGGCUGGUUGGGCUCAUAGUGUACUCUUCACUGCGGACCUACGCACCUUUGCAGACAAGCUUGCUGCCACAAAGAAGGUUGAUGUGCGUGUCAAAGAAGAACAGUCCGAGGUUAAAAUUGAGACGCAAGUGACCACUGGCCUUACUUUGAAGACGUCAAAGGAAGAAGACGUCGAUGUAAAGUUCAAGGUUGAAGAUGUACCAGAGCAUGCUGCAAACACGCCUAGCAAGAAGCGAAAGAAGGCCGACGACAUAUUUCCUGUUGCUCAAACUACGGAAACACGGAGAAUGUCGAAGCGAUUACGGUCUUGA
Messenger RNA from Penicillium soppii, 1269 nucleotides. RefSeq names its product 8-oxoguanine glycosylase OGG1. Gene Ontology annotation, cellular component: nucleus. The coding region runs from base 1 to 1269 and encodes 422 amino acids. Lineage: Eukaryota; Fungi; Ascomycota; Eurotiomycetes; Eurotiales; Aspergillaceae. The record is from RefSeq and is a predicted model, not a curated record. Gene Ontology annotation, molecular function: damaged DNA binding; 8-oxo-7,8-dihydroguanine DNA N-glycosylase activity. The transcript is spliced from 3 exons. Gene Ontology annotation, biological process: nucleotide-excision repair; base-excision repair, AP site formation; base-excision repair.